Trypanosoma theileri is the source of this 2115-nucleotide messenger RNA. RefSeq names its product putative eukaryotic initiation factor 4a. The record is from RefSeq and is a predicted model, not a curated record. Lineage: Eukaryota; Euglenozoa; Kinetoplastea; Trypanosomatida; Trypanosomatidae. The transcript has a single exon. The coding region runs from base 1 to 2115 and encodes 704 amino acids. Gene Ontology annotation, cellular component: eukaryotic translation initiation factor 4F complex. Gene Ontology annotation, molecular function: translation initiation factor activity; protein binding; mRNA binding.
AUGCUCUUCAAACCACGUGGAGUGACGAGUAAUGAUCCCAAGUAUGCUGGAAACUCCCGCAUUAUGGCAAUUGCAGAUAUUCUUGCGUACAGAGAUACAUGGAGUGAACGCUUAACGGAUGAUUUCUCACUAGGGCGUAUUAUACAAGCCGCACGACAAGCCAAAGUCAAAGCCGUCGUUCCAGAGAAACUUGUCAUGACCAGCAACGGGUUUAAAGUAAAGGAACGAGAUCAUAUUGAGGCAUCCGAACGUACGGUACGCACUAUGCAAAGUGCAUUAAAUAAACUCACUGAAUCUAAUUUUGAUUUAAUUGUAAAAUCAGCCCUUUCGCCGGAUAUUAUUUUUGAAACGGAAGUAUUGACAUCUGUGGUUCAACUUAUUUAUGAAAAAGCAUUAUUGGAACCUGUUUUUGCUGGUUUAUAUGCACGAUUGUGUUAUACCAUUGUCCAGUAUGAAUUUGAGGUUCGUAAGAUUCCAGAAGGUCAAAGAGAUGCGAAGAGUGUUGUGCGAGUGGCAAUUGUGGAAAGAUGUCAACAGAUGUUUGACAGUGCGGCCAAAGAGGUGAUAGAUACAUUACCAGAGGAAGAAGCAGAGAAAUUACGAAAACGAAAUGUAAAUAACAUUAAGUUUGCAGGUGAAUUAUUUCUUAAAGGACUUAUUACGCAAAGGAUUAUCGAUCGCAUUUUAUCUGAAAAACUCAUUGGAAACGCUGCCAAUGAUAUGGAUCUUGAGGUGGUCGUUAAUCUCUUGGAAGUUGUAGGGAAAUUGUAUGAGGAAAAACAUCCACAAGCGCAGGCAUCACUGUGGGAAAUUCUUAGAAAGCUUCAAGAGAACAGAAAUCUUUCUAUGCGUAUACGGUUCUUAAUACAAAAUCUUAUUGACAGAAGAAAUAGUGGUUGGAAACCACGAGAAUCGGAAGCCAAUAUCUCUGCAGAAGCACGACAGGUUCCUCCACCACCACCAUUAUCUCAACAACAACAACAUCAUAAUAACAGUAAUAAUAAUAAUCAUCAUCAUAAUAACAACAGUAAUAACAAUAACAACAAUAACAAUAAUAAUAAUAAUAAUAAUAAUAAUAAUAAUAAUAAUAAUAAUAAUCAAUAUCAUCAUCAUCAUUCGCAUCAUCAGCAGCAAUCUCAACAUCAUAAUAAUAAUAAUCGAAAUAACGAUCAACUUCCACCACCAAUAGGGAGAAGAGCCACCAGUUAUCAGGAUGUAUCCAGUUCCUUUGGUGCUGCUGCUCGCCGGGCCACCAGUUAUUCAGACCUGGCGGGAUACGGAAGUUAUCCAAUGCCCCCACCGCCGCCUCCGCCUCCUCCACCGCAGUCUUCUUAUACAUCCGGUGAAGAUCAACUUUCACUAGAUGAGAGGAAAUUGGUGGCUCUUGCACAACCACCAGAGUCUCUUACAAAUGAGGUGCGGUGUAAAAUUACACGUAUUGCUCGUGAUGCUGUGGAGGAGGGAAUGACCAAUCGUGAAUGGAUGCGUGAGGAACUCGCAAAGGUACUAGGACCAAAUGAAAGUGAAAAUCAAAGUUGUAUGGCCAGUGUUUAUGUAAUUCUCCUUCGUGCGCUUAUGGAUACAAAGGAAAGUGAACGUAAACUCUUUGCCACUGCCUUAUCAAAGGGGGAGUGGGAACGCAGUAUUCUCUGCCGAGGUAUUGCCUGGUGUUUGACGAAGAUCAUCGCCGAUCGUGAUGUAAGUGAUUGUCCAAAUAUUUACGCCUAUUUUAUGGAUGUUGUAGUUGCCGUACCUGAAUUGGAUAUUGUCAGUGUGGCCCGAGAUGUAAUGGCUCGCACCGCUAACUAUUUGGAUGCCUUAAUGGUGGUAUACGACUGUACAGAUGAAUGGGAAGAAGACUUUAUUCUUGUCUGGGAUUCUCUUGCCGCUACUGUAAGGAGACCAGGUGAUAAUGUUACUGUUUCUGCAGUGAUGGAUGCGGUGGGUUCACUGCGGCUUGGUUCAUUUAUGAGGAAUAUUUUACCAGACUUUGUGGCGGCGAUGGUGCGUGAGGGGAUCUUCACAGAAGAGGAACUCCGCGUGUGGAGAGAGGCAAAUGAGUCUAAUCAGAAAAUGCGUGCCUUGUUAGAGGAACUCGCACAGCUAUAUCCGUAA